Trematomus bernacchii (emerald rockcod) is the source of this 1394-nucleotide messenger RNA. RefSeq lists its product as uncharacterized. Gene Ontology annotation, biological process: regulation of transcription by RNA polymerase II. Gene Ontology annotation, molecular function: DNA binding. Gene Ontology annotation, cellular component: nucleus; transcription regulator complex. Bases 50 to 874 code for a protein of 274 amino acids. The transcript is spliced from 2 exons. The record is from RefSeq and is a predicted model, not a curated record. Lineage: Eukaryota; Metazoa; Chordata; Actinopteri; Perciformes; Nototheniidae.
GAAGACUGCCGCUUCCGCGUCCGCGCACAGAACACAACACUAGGGCAAAAUGGACGAAAAGUUAAUAAUGGCUGUAUUUAGUCACCCAGAGCUAUUCAAUGUCACUUUACCGAACUACCGCUGCACGGAAAGUCGCACAAAUGCUUGGAGAAUGAUUAGCAUGGAACUGGGUCUGCCAUCUGAGGAUUGUAAAAGAAAAUGGAAGAACAUGAGAGACAGGUACUUGAAGGAAGUCCGAAUGGAGAUCAAGAGCAAGACGCAAGGCGAGUUUGCGCACAGUAGAUGGAAAUACAGAGAGAUUAUGAACUUUAUCGCACCUUUUACUGGAUCAAGAAGUGGCGUGGCAGACAUAAAUGACAAUGACCACGACAACGCUGAUGAGUCUGGCAGUGUUGAGGGAGAAACGUCAUCGUCUGAGGCGAUCAAGACACUGCAGUCCGCCCCGAAGGUCAAUAUGAAUACACCUGACCUCAAGCCCCCGGUGGCGUUUAUGUCGCAGCUCCCGUUGAUGUCUCAAGAAGCACAGAUGGCCCAGCUGGCUGUUCUGGCUAAGAUGCCAUUGAGCCAACACGGCCCCUCCACCAGCAAAACUGGACGUAAACGGCGCCUGAUGCAAGAGUCACUUCCACUGUCUCUUUCUCCAAUUGCUCCGUCCCCUACAAAGUGGCUGGUCAAAGACAAUGGCACCGUGUAUCCCAACAGGCCGCGGGAUGAGGAUGAACUGUUUCUUCUGAGCUUUGUACCCGCUCUGAAGCGACUUGCUCCACAAAAAAGGUGCGAGACAAAAAUAAAGAUCCAGCAGAUUAUGUAUGAAGCAGAGUUUAACAUUGCACAGCCUCAAGAGAAACAGUCGGAGCCAUCAGCGCAGGACUAAGCCAAAGGGACUAUUUUUCUACUAAUAGUUUUCUAAAAAUCUCUUCCACGAAAUGCCCAAAAUAUUUAAUAUUAUGUGGUUAGGGUUUUUUAUGUAAAAGAAUUAAUAAUGAAUAAUUUUACUUGCCAUUUAGCAAGUUGAGUUUUUCAAUACCACUGUAGUGUGUCUUGAUUUAGAUUAGAUGAGUAAGGUCAAUGAGAGAAUUAGGCCCUAAUAGAUUAGCACAUCAAUCAUGACAAAAGACAAACUAUGAUUUAACAAUUUUAUUUACAUAGCUUUACUGUCAAUAGAAUGAAUUCACAUUUUGAAAAGUGGUUUCAGGUUCAACCAGCAAAUCUUCAUUUCAGUAAUAAUUCUGUAAUAAUCUACAGUAUUUUACAUUAAAUUACAGUGACAGAGAAAACUGAGGGGAAAAAACGAUUUGGAGAGGAACACCGUUUCAUAAAUUCAUAUUUGAGCUGCUAACAUGCAUCAACAUAUUUAUUUUCAAUCCGAAAUAAAGAGAACAUUUCUAACAUUG